This is a messenger RNA of Fonsecaea multimorphosa CBS 102226, 2925 nucleotides long. RefSeq lists its product as uncharacterized. Lineage: Eukaryota; Fungi; Ascomycota; Eurotiomycetes; Chaetothyriales; Herpotrichiellaceae. Bases 1 to 2925 code for a protein of 974 amino acids. The record is from RefSeq and is a predicted model, not a curated record. The transcript has 2 exons.
AUGUUCGAGCAUGGAGAGAGUCAGGGAAAGUAUGCGGUGGUGUCAGAGGCUGCGUGGAGCCCUCCGCCAAAAAAACAGGCAAAGCCCGUCAAAUACUGGGCACCAUUCUCGACCAGAUGGCCUGCUCUUACCCUGUUCUUGCUGGCCAUGUUGGCCUGUAUUGCCGCUCUGGAGUAUGGUAUUCGCUCGGGCCUGACGCUGGAAGAGAAAAAUCAGCAACAGAAUCACAGCAGGCUGAAGAGGCAGGAUGCAGAUGUCUCAAGCUUGCCAGCAGCCGUGACCACAACAUCAGCAAUGACAGAGACACCUUCGACCGCGCCUUCAGUCAUCUCGACAACUACGACGGCUGAGAGCACGACACCGCUGACCGGUAGCGCCUCGAUCGGUGCAUACAUCGACCAAUCUACAACAUCAAGUUCAGACAGAUCCUCCACAACAGUCUCUUCCACCAUGCUACCAGUUUCAUCUUCAACGACAGCAUACGUCAAGCCGAUCACCAGCCUGUCGACAACGACUGGGGGAGAAACUGAAACAAUGACGAUAGCGAGUGACACCACCCCAUAUAUUCAGCAAUCAGUAACCACCCCCGAGGUCUCUGAGACGCCCCUCAUGGCCAGUGGCACGACCCCAUAUAUUGUGCCGUCUACAUCCACGCCUGGGAUUUCGGCCACUCCGGUAAUGAAGAGUAGCACUACUCCGUAUAUUGCUCAGGAGAGCAGCAGCACCGCCCCGCAGGAUGCUGAAACCGAGACGACUACGGGAUAUGUCCAACAAUCGACCACAUCAGUCACCAGUCCUGUCCCCAAACAAUCUUCCUCGACAAGGCACACCAAUCCCUACACAGUACCUUCGAACAGUGCGUCCUCAUUUACGCAUACCACAACGCCUAUGGCCUUAACUGGCUUGGGGACCAUAAGGACUACAGAGCUUAGCUCUGCGCCUCUAACCGGCUCAUUUGAAAUAUCUGGGUCGUCUGCUGGACAAAUACAUUCUGAAGCGUCGUCGAUCUUGGGAGGAACACUCACCAGCAGCCUGUCUGCCUCUGUGUAUUCUACCAAUUCAGAAGCUGAGUCAAGCCCCUCGAAGACGGUUUACGGCGAAGGUCAUACGACAUCCGCUCCAUCAUCAUCGGCUAAAUCAAGCAACCAACAAUUCACCGCAUUGGUCACUUAUACCACGGAGGAUGCGUCAGGAAAGCCAUUAACAACCGUUGCAACGGAAACAUACGCCGUCGCAGUAAUGACCGAGACAGUCUACGACUCAAGUGGCAAGGCCUCGACUUUGAUCGCAACGUUGACGUCCUACAGCGGCACCAUAACCCCCACGAUCCUCGCUGAAAGUACAUCUGUCCCAACGGACCCUCCAGAUCACCAGAGAGCAGAUGAAGUCGAGCUUGGCUUGGCCGUGAGCGACCUCCAAUACUUCCGCGCCAUAUACCUACCUGUCCUGAUAGCGGUUAUCCUCAAACUAGUUUGGGCCGUUGUAUUCACUUCUACUAAAAUGAUGGAGCCAUUUUAUCUCCUAUCCAGAGAAAAGGGUGCAUCUGCCAAAGAAUCACUUUUGGCGGACUAUUUGACCACCAGUGUGUCGAUUGAGGAUGCAAAGAAGAUAUUCCUGAGCCAUCCUGUUGUCACCCUGGUGAGUCUCGUCUAUCUUUGCCUAAGCGCCCUCCCCGCGAUAGCAACGCAAUCUACAACUGUGAGAGCAAUUGCCUGGUGCAGAAGUCCCACCCUCAUCAUGGAACGAUGCAAUCCGAUGUGGUAUCUCAAGGUCGACUACGCCAGAGCCCUUCAAGCCGUGCUUUCUCUUAUCGCUGUCAUCAUUCUUUUGGUGGUCAUCCUGUCUAUUCGCCGCCGCAGUGGGGUAUUCUCCAACCCAUCCUCGAUUGCCACAAUGGCUUCACUUCUCAGCAGUGAAGAAUUCAUGGAGGACCUGCGAAGAAUUGACCAAAGAUCAAGCCGGUCGUCCGCGAGGCAACUACUCGAUCCAUACAGAUACAUGCUGCGCCAACAUCAGACAACGACAGGCUAUACGAGAUAUGGGAUUGUAAAGGAAUCUGGACAACCGGAAGAGGUCACAAUCAAUUACACCAAACAGCCAAAGUAUUCUGCUGUGACGCAUUCACAUGCUGGGGGGAAAGAUGUGCACCAUUCUCGAAGUACGCUGUCGAACCGAUUCCUCAUCGAUACCCUCUUCCUUCUGUGCAUUCUAGCACUCCUUGGCGUGCUCGUAGGCUACUAUAUGGAUGGGCAGGAUGAUCCUUUCAACAACUAUUUCAACCACAAUCCCACGAGCUCAUUUGUCCUCACAGCUGCUGCCAGUCUCCUCGACAUUCGUUGGAAACAGCUUGAACGAGAGGUCCGACUCAUGACACCAUAUCGGCGACUAUUUCGCGGGUCGGCAAAGCCAGAGUCAACGAUAUUGGUCUCACAGAACUCCACGCCUCUGACUAGUAUCUUCCAGGCGCUUUGGAGGGGAAACUUCUUUCACGCCUUUGUGGCCUUUGUGGCCAUUCUAUCUGAUGUUUUGAUUAUUGCCAUUGGCGGCGUGCCAUUCAACUCUGCACAGAUUUGGCUCGAUUUUCUUGUCAGUAUAUACACCAGCUGGGCUAUACUGGCCUUGAUGGUACUUACUGUCUUCGCAAUCUUUCGCUGGAGGGCUUUGAACGAGAAAAUGAUGCUGCCGCGAGAACCUACGAGACUCCUUACUGUGUGGCUCAUGCUCUGUAAUGAGGACAAUCAGCUUCGCGACGAAAUGCAAGGGCAUGAAACCAUGAAUCAAAAAGAAAGAGACGACAGGGUCAAAAUGAGAGGCGGGCUGUAUUGGGCUGGUUGGCUCUCCCAGCCGGACGGCUCCCGGCGAUGGUGUUUAGAAAAGGAGAGUGGACAGGCGUCAGGGAUGAACAUGAUGUAUGAACAUAAUUAG